This is a messenger RNA of Copidosoma floridanum, 5169 nucleotides long. Its product is annotated as adenylate cyclase type 10. NCBI's taxonomy places the organism in Eukaryota, Metazoa, Arthropoda, Insecta, Hymenoptera, Encyrtidae. Gene Ontology annotation, cellular component: cytoplasm. Gene Ontology annotation, biological process: intracellular signal transduction; cyclic nucleotide biosynthetic process. The record is from RefSeq and is a predicted model, not a curated record. Gene Ontology annotation, molecular function: adenylate cyclase activity.
AUGGGAAAGUCAAGAAAAAAAUCUAAACAACAACCCCGUGGAUCGUCGAAUACGUCUUUGGUGGUCCAAGAUUUGGCAAGAGAUUCAAGUUCUAGAAUCGAGAUGAACAGGUCGUCCCGAAAAAGGUCUCGCUUUGAAUCGUCGCGCAUGGGAAACCAGACGAAAAUCUUCGCCUCGAUGUGCCCCGACGAAAUACUCGACCAUUACGACGACUACGACACCAGAAGUUACAAAACCACCUUGAUGCUGGGCGACGUAUCCGGCUUCACGGACAUGACGGAAAAGCUCACAAAGUCGGACAAGGGCGGCCCGUCCAAGCUCACGGACACGCUCAACAGCUACAUCGGGCCGAUGGUCCAGGAGAUCCUGUCGCACGGCGGCGACGUGCUCAAGUUUUCCGGCGACGCGUUCAUCGUCAUGUGGAAGCUCGAGGCUGGUGGGGUCAUGCGGGACAUCGCCACCGAGGCCAUUAAAACCGCCUGCGUGAUACAGAAACACUUUGGCACCUACGAGACCGAGAUCGACGUCGAGCUCAAAGUGAAACUGGCGAUAGCCUCGGGAAAGACGUACUUCACGUCCAUCGGGAAUCCCGACUUGAUGUCUUACUACAUAAUAACAGGAAAGCCAGUUUGGGAGGUGAAAUUCGCCGAAGGCUUGUGCCAAGGCGGUGACAUCCUCGUGGCGCCGAGUUGUUGGCAGCACGUCAACCAAAGCGAGUACAUUCACGAGCUGUUGCCCGAUCACAUCCACACGAGAAUCAUAUCGUUGUCUGUUUUGUGGGAGAACAUCAACAAGCACACUUACGAACAUCAUCGCAGUGCCGACACUUCGUCAUCGUCCAACAGUUCUGAUGGUUCCAACGAGUCGAGUGUUUUUUCGAACCUAUCGGAGGACAACAUCUCGUCCUCCUCGACGUCCCUUCUGCACUCCAGCCUGUACCAAAGCUAUUCCAACGAGGAAGCCAUAGAUUACAGCCUCCGUCCAAAGCUGAUAAGAGCUGCGAGAGCGAAACUGGGCAAAAAACUGCGCAGCUAUGUCCUUCGACCUGUGAUACGAUCGGUCGAGAUGGACGAGCCGCUGGAGUACCUAACCGAGAUCCGCCAGGUCGUCAUCGUCUUCGUGAACGUCAUCACCGAGGAGAUCAACCGAAAGACCCUCAUCAAACUAGUCGACGCAACGUUUUCCUUUGUCUGCGGUAUAGUGGGCGAGAUGCAGGGUUGCGUGAACAAGACGUCGCUCUUCGACAAGGACCUGAUAUUCCUGUGCAUCUUUGGACUCCGGGGCGAUAAGCACGAGCUCGAGUCCCAGAUCGGGCUCAGGUGCGCGUUGAAGCUACGCCGUGGACUCGCCAAGUACCAGUACGUCCAGUCGGUGACAGUCGGCGUGACGACCGGCAUGACGUACUGCGGCGUCGUUGGCCACGUGCUCAGGCGCGAGUACACGGUCAUCGGCAUGGCCGUCAACAAAGCCGCUAGGCUCAUGUGCGCUUACAGCAACAAGGUGGUCUGCGAUCGCGAGAGUUUCCUGCUGUCCCAUCUCGAGGCCAAGCACUUUGUUUUGCAGGAGCCAAAGGAGCUCAAGGGAAUCACGAACGUCGGUCCUAUAUACGAGUUUUUUGAGCAGACUGGUGCCGUUGACAACGAUGUGCACAUAAGUAAGUACCCGUUGCUGGAUCGUGACGCUCAGCUCGAAACUUUUCACGAGAUGAUGGAAAAAGUCGUCGACAGCCACGCCCACGCGGACGAAGAGGAGAUCAGGGGCGAUGUUUUGAUACUGAGAGGCGAUCCGAGAAUGGGAAAAACGCGAUUGCUCGAGGAAAUGUCCCACCUUACCCCCGCCCACGUCAUGGUGAACUUUAUAGCCUUGGCUCCCUACGACAACCAAUUGUCGUUCAUCCUCCUGCGUCUGAUAUUCGACGGUUUGCUCGACAUCCGAGACGCCUCGGCCCACGAAGAGCGCCAGAACCAAAUAUACAGCCGAUUCCCCGAUACCGAUCGGUCCCACCUCUGCGCCUUGAAUCGCGCGUUCAACGUCACCUUCCGUGAAACCGACGAGUUCCUGGCCUACGAGCCGCGCAAACGCAACGACCUGCUCAAGAAAUUGCUGAAAACACUGACGCGCCGGUGUUUCGAGGCCGCGUGGCUGGUGAUGGUUGACGACGCCGAACUCGCGGACGAGGAGUCGCUCGCGCUCUUGCCCACCGUCGUCAAGCACAGCGGGGCCCUGUUUGUCCUGGCCUACGGCAACAAACUGUCCAGGUCCUACGCAUUGCCCGAAAAAAUCGUCGACAUGGCUCGGGUAGUCGACAUCCAGGGUAUAGACAAGUGGUACCACGCGGCGCUCGCUUGCCAGAUACUCAACGUCGUGGCCAUUCCCGUCGAGCUGGAAAAAGUGAUCCAGGAGAGAAGUUGGGGCAACCCCGGUUGGAUAGAGAGCUACCUGGUCAGUCUGAUUCAGUUGCAGGGCGUGGCCAUCGAGAGCCUGACGAGGCGCGAGCUCGAGGACGCGGGCCUCGUCGAGCCGUCCUCGAAGAUGCUCAAAAGGCCAUCGGGUCAGCCGAUUUUCAAAGCGCGCUCGUUCGACGCGAUCGAUCGGGACAUGUGGAAGAUGUACAAAUCGACGUACAGGGUGAGCGACUUUGACAAGAGCAGGGACGCCAGUAGGAAGAAGCGGGACAACGAGGCCAAGUACAGCGUGUGCGUGCUCACCUCGAGAUUUGCGGUGGAAGACGUUGACUCCGAGACCACGAUGGACACCAUCCUCAUAAAACUGUACGACUCCCUGACGCCGUUGGAUCAGUUCUUGCUGAAGUGCGCGGCUGUCCUGGGGGAGAUUGUCGACCGAAAAAUGCUCGAGCGACUCAUGCAAGGAACACCCGAGCGCGACGUAGCUCUCAGUAUCGUCAAGCUUUUCGAGCUGCGAAUAAUCGGCUGUACCGUCGGAGACUUCACCAGGAGCCCCGGCCCGGCCAUGCUGUUCAAAAAGCUCCACAAUCCCAGCCUGCAGGUUCAAGUGCGCUGCGGUUGCAAGGGUGUCGUUGUACGGCCUGCCCUCGCCGAUUUGCCGAAUUACGCGGCUUGCGGCAUGAUGAGGUUCAAACUCGACAUGUUCCGCGAGACGACUUACAGGUUACUAACCGAGAACCAGAAAGUCGAGUUCCACAGCAAGGCCCUGCGCUACCUCCAACAGAAUACCCGGCGUUGCGCGUCCUGCGGUGGCGGCCAGUUCAACAAGCUGCUCGGCAAGACAGUCCUCGUCGAAACAGCGAGGAAGCGAUCGCAGAUAACCGACCCCAUGCUUCUCGAGCUCAAAGAUUCCUCCACCGACUUGGCCAACUUCAGCGACGACGUCACCCAGUGGAACGACGACAACGCUGGUAGAACAAAGGAAAAAAAUUCUCUGGCAGAAAAUCACAAGUACGGCGAUGGACUGUCUUGGUUCCGGGCCUGUCGGCCGAUCGAGAAAUCGCCGACGCGGGUCUUUUCCCAGGUCGAUUUCACCAACUGCCAGUGCAACUUGAUCCUUUUGACCGUCUACACCCACGUGAUGGAGCACUGUCGCGGUAUAGGGAUCAAACCGUUGUUGCUGGUCGCGAUUCUUGAAUUCGUUGAGGUCUGCAUCUCGACCCUCAACAUACCCCAAGCUACGAAGUUACUCCACGAGGCCGACAAACUCAUCGACUUGGUGUACGAUUCAUCCGAGGAUGGGCUGGUGGUGUUGCCCUGCCUGAAGGGCAAAGUGCAAACAUUUCGGGGCCAGUGCUUCCUGGAGAGCGGCCUCACGGCCGAGGCGAUGCUGUGCUUCGAGGCGACCUUGAAGAUCAUGGGCUACGCCUUUCCGAAGAAUCGCGUCUCCAUCGGCCUGAAAUCGGCGUACCUGCUGCAACAACAGUUCCUCAUGCUCAACUGCCUGAGGAGGUUCAAGGUCGGGAGCCUCAGAGACGACGGGGCCAGGUACAACGACCAGUUUGCCAGUUGCCUCGCGCAGAUGUUCAUCGUUUACAGGAUGAAGGGGAUGCACGAUCACGCGAAGCUGGCCGCGAUCUGGGGCUUGAACGUGGCGCUCGAGUCGAGCAAGGAUUUUUUCGUGCUGUGCACGUCGUACGCCCACAUGAUGAUCACCGCGCAGGCCAACCAGUACAACGCGAUAAUACCACUGCUGGAGACGGAGGCCAUAAACUUGUGCAACCAGCGCGAUGACUCGAUAGAGCUGCAGGAGCUGAACGCCGUGGCCAAGCUCUACAUGGGGAUUUUUCGCUCGAGGUGGGUGCGGGGUUUGAGACAAUCGGCCGCGAGUAUCGGCUACGUGGCCGAGAGGCUCGCCACGACGACGCGCUUGGUCGACCUCAAGCUCAUCAUUUUGCCGAGACUCGUGCAGCUCAUACAGUCGCAGGGCAAGUUCGCCGAGUCCGUGGAUAUGCUGCUAGAACUGGAGUACGUGUCGCAAAACAAUAUCGAUCUGUCGGGCAUAACGUGGUAUUACUCGUUGUGUGUCGAUUUGUUACUCGAAAUCGGUGUCUCGGUAUUACCGCUGCACAAGUGCGAGGAGUUUUACCAGGAGGAGAGCAGCAAGAUCACAAACGCCAAGGACUUUGAGGCUGCCAAGAGAUUUUUCGUCUGCAUGUGGCUUUGGUACAUAAGAAUCGGCGACUGGGAAUCUGCCUUUGUGUGGAAAGACAGAGAAUGUGACCUCAACGUGUUUAACGAUUACACGGUUACCGGGGCUAUAACGACAUUGAAGAAACUCGAGGGCUUGAUAAUCAAUUAUGUUGCAAGGAUGAACAACAAAAACUUGAAGGAUGCCGCGGUAGUGCUGAAAAGAAUUAAGGAGGAGCUCAGAAUCAUCAAGGACACGCGCAAGGUCGUGAAAAUUGUGGAAUCGAGGUAUUUUCUGUUGAAAGCUUACUACAAUAUGGCGAGGUGUCGCAGGAAAAAGGGUCUGGCGAUUUUGCGGGGGGCUAAAAAAUACGCGUUCGACCGAGGAAACCAACUGAUAUACCUUUGGGCCGAUCAUUGCGAGAAGGCGUGGACGGGCUCCUUGAAUCCUAUCCAGGAGAAUUGCUGGAAAGACGAGUGCAUGAGAAACAAGCCAGUGGUCGACUGGCAAGAGAUCGACUUGGAAAAUCGUGAAAUAUUACAUUACACUUUGCCGAUACCAAGGGAAUGUUAA